CCCAACCAAACACAGUCUUUCCACCACCCACCACGCUCUUUACACUUUGGGAGAACCCUACUUCAUCCCAUCCCAUCCAACUACUCUACUCUACGCUACUCUACUCCAACGACACCAUUCCCGUUCCCCGUUCCCGUUCAACAAAAUGCGCUUCAACCUCCACAUCACCGUCCAACGCAACUCCAACUCCACAUCAAACUCCACAAACCCAACUACGCGCACGUACGCCUACUCCUCGCGCUCGACUCCUCCCCCACCACCACGGCAACCACCGCCUCCAGCACUCCCGCCCACGCAAGCAGCCCAAUACCAACGACAACAGCAAUGUCGCACCCCGCACAGCCAGCCUCCUCUCCAGCAGCGGCACCAGCCACAGUCCCGCUCGCGCACCUAUGAGGCAUCUGCACCGCUUCCACCGCCGUCAUCGCCACCAGCGGCAGGCGCAGCGCAGCAAGCAACGCACACUCAAACACCACGCCGCCGUCCCGGAGAAUACCAUCGCCAUGUGCGUGCGCGUCCACCGCAGCCUGCUACGCAUGUGGCAGGCGUAGACGUCCAGACGAACCAGGUACGUACUGCAUCAGGCUCGGGGUGGAGGACCACGGGCACGGGCACGGGCACGGGCAACGCAGGAAGCGGAUGCCGAUGCAGAGGUGGAACGGAAAGUGAAAGCGAAAGCGAAAGAGAAAGCGAAGUAUUACCGCCCCCACCGCCGUAUUCUAGGUGGGAUGUGGGGGACUGGGUGGGGAGGCAGCGGGUUGGGAUGGAUGGGGUGAGAUAGAUGCGACGCGACGGAACCGAGGGGAGAGAGGGUGUAGGUGCAGCCGAGGUGUUGCAUGCGGUAGAGAGAGGGGGUGCUGCAUAGUGAGGGUAUCUUGAUGUUGACGUUGACAUUGCUCGCUAGCUAAAUAGAGAAUUUGCCAUGUCUAACCAAGACUGAGGACUCUCGGGUCUAAGGCGGGGAGGUUAGCCUGUGCUCUCGAGACGGACGGAUGGCCGGUGGGGUUUUUGCGCUGCAAUCCAGAACUCG
Trematosphaeria pertusa is the source of this 1030-nucleotide messenger RNA. RefSeq lists its product as uncharacterized. NCBI's taxonomy places the organism in Eukaryota, Fungi, Ascomycota, Dothideomycetes, Pleosporales, Trematosphaeriaceae. The coding region runs from base 146 to 781 and encodes 211 amino acids. The transcript has a single exon. The record is from RefSeq and is a predicted model, not a curated record.